Messenger RNA from Periconia digitata, 1440 nucleotides. The record is from the annotation of a GenBank genome assembly. NCBI's taxonomy places the organism in Eukaryota, Fungi, Ascomycota, Dothideomycetes, Pleosporales, Periconiaceae.
AUGCAGAUCCAAAUCACAGCUCUUGUUGCGUUUUACUUCCUCUGCAUUGGGCAUGUAAAUAGGGCCUGGGUUAUUGUAGGCUCCUCUCUCCGUUAUGCACAUGCGCUUGGACUGCACGUACGAAACGAGGACAAAACGGUUACCAUGUCCGAAAAAGAAAUACUGUUGAGGAUGUGGUGGAGCCUAUACUCCAUCGACAGAACCAUCAGUACUAUAGUCGGCCGGCCAAGCUUCGUAAUCAAAGAAUAUUGCUCGGUGCCAUUGCCACUACCGUUGACGACGGAGCAGUUAUUAGACGAAGACUUGACUAAUCAGAUCCACGAGCGAUACGGAGGGCCCAGGUCUUGGUAUGACACUUCUCGCGCAGCUUCGGCAACCGGCGAGCCUUCCAAUGUAGGCUCAUUCUUGAAGGCCAAUGUACAGAUUGGCCUGAUUACCCAGGACGCUAUGGCUGAACUGUACUCGGCCAAGGUAGUCGCAAAGUCCUGGAAACAGGCGCAGCAGGCAAUAACCGACUUAUGUGAACAACUGGAAGCAUGGUUAUCCUCUCUACCAUCCAGUCUCAACUUUUCCCAGCCCAGCUCUAGUACCAGCCUCCAACGGGAAAGGUUAGUGCUGCAAAUGCAGUAUAUGGGAACCAAAAUCCUGAUCACUCGGCCUUGUCUGUGUAGGCUGGAUAAACGCAUGCCAAACCAGUCGAAGUCUUCAGACCACUUCAACAAGCACUCUGCCCAGAUCUGCGUCGAUGCUGCAGUGGCAGUGGCAGGCCUUUUACCGGGAGAAGUCGAUGUGACCUACCUGUACAAAUCCGGGCCAUGGUGGUCUAUAGUACAUAAUCUUAUGCAAGCUCUCGUAGUGUUGCUGCUGGAGAUGUCUUAUGGUGCUGUUCAUUUCACCCACGGAAGCAGGCAGAUCUCGACGCCCAUCAAGAAGCUACUUGAUUGGUUGAGAACGAUGUCAAAUGACAACGACACAGCAAAACGAGCCUACGACAUGGCCUUUGCAGUAUUGCAAAGGCUAGCAUCAAAGUUCAACGUAGAUAUAUCCGAACUUUUACGGGAGGACACCGCUCAAACUAGGCAUCCAGCUGCGUUCCAUUUGAACCAGCAACCUGCAGUCGGCCCCCACGGACAGGAAGACUCAGUCCCGCCUACAGAACAGGCCCAAGCAUUGGGAGAACAGGGGAUGUAUGCUAGUGAUUUCUAUGUAAACCAGCCUGGCUACGCAUCGAUGUUCGGAGUUCCGGCAGUACAGCCCCAGAACAGCUCAUGGAUGGUGGGGCCGACAGAUGCCGGAGGAGCAUUACUCCCAGAUGUUUCUCAGGCUGAUGCAAUGUUUGGCAAUCCCUUCGUGACUAGUUACGACGAGGAGAAUCCUGUUACAUUUGACGAAGAUCUCUUUGGGAUGUAUGCCGUUAGUCCUAGGUUUCGCUAUCAGUAA